Molecule: messenger RNA, 1447 nt
Organism: Carcharodon carcharias (great white shark)
Lineage: Eukaryota; Metazoa; Chordata; Chondrichthyes; Lamniformes; Lamnidae
Product: oocyte zinc finger protein XlCOF15-like
Exons: 2
Coding region: 540-1352 (270 amino acids)
Cellular component (GO): nucleus
Source: RefSeq, a predicted model, not a curated record
GGGCGCAUGCGUGGCUAUCCUGUGCUUGGAGCUGGUGAACCCCGAGCUGAGGGAUUUUACAAACUCCUUUUCCAGGGCGUUGAAAGGAAGCAUCACAUUAACAGACAGAGACUCUUGAUUCAUCAGGAUCUGGAUAUCAUCAGCUUUUGAGUGUGAGUUUAAAAAAAAGGAUAUUGGAUGGAGAGGAUUUACAGAUGGAACACUCAUGCCAAACAAAAUAUCAAGAACUGACAAGUCACUCGAUUCAUCAGGACCUGAAUAUCAUCGGCCUUUGAAUGUGGAAGGAGAAAUGUUUAUCUGUUCUGUCAGUGAGAAAACAUUUUGAACAUCAAUGUGACUGGAAAAGUUCCGAGACCUACACACCAUCACCCGAAUGAGAGUGUUCCAGUGCACUGACUGGGGACAGAGCAUUAACCAGUUACACAGCCUGAAGAAACAUUGCACUAUUUAUAGCGGGGGCAAAAUCAUACACGUGUUCUGUGUCCAGACAAGGCUUAGCCAGACCAUUCACACUAGAGAGACACAAGGACAGCCGAGCCAUGGAUAGACCGUGGAAAUGUGGCGACUGUGGAAAGGGCUACAAUUACCCAUACCAACUGGAAACUCAUCGACGCAGUCACACCGGGGAGAAGCCAUUCACUUGCUCAGUGUGUGGGAAGGGAUUCACUCAGUCAUGCACUCUUCAUACGCACCAGCGCACUCACACUGGCGAGAGGCCGUUUCCCUGCUUUGACUGUGGGAAGCGAUUUAACGCUUUAUCAAACCUCCUGACACACCAGCGAGUCCACUCUGAUAACAGACCAUUUAAAUGUUCCGAGUGUGAGAAAAGCUUUAAAAGCAAAAAGGACCUGCUGACGCACCAGCGCACUCACACUGGCGAGAGGCCGUUCAUCUGCUCUGUGUGCGGGAAGGGAUUUAUUCAGCCAUCCCACCUUCUGAGACACCAGAGAUUCCACACCGGGGAGAGGCCGUUCACCUGCACUGAGUGUGAGCAAAGAUUCACCGACUCCUCCGACCUGCUGACGCACCAGCGGGUUCACACCGGGGAGAGGCCGUUCGUCUGCUCCGUCUGUGGGAAGGGAUUCACUCAGUUAUCCAGCCUCAAUACACACCGCCUGGUUCACAGUGAUCAGAGACCCUUUCAAUGUUCUGACUGUGGAAAGAGCUUUAAGAGCAAAUGGAAUCUGCUGGCACACCAGCGUAGUCACACUGGAGAGAGACCGUUCACUUGCUCUGUGUGCGGGAAGGGGUUCACCCAGUCAAACAACCUGCUGAAACACCAGCAAAUUCAUACGCGGCAGCCGGGUUUGGAUUCUGCUGUUAUUGCUGAUGUUAAUCUCAUCCAGGACUAAACCUGGUUCGUUCUGCCAUUGGGCGCUUGUUUCUGCUGAUUUUAGUAACCAUAUAGUCAGGCUGGAGUUUUAACAACCAGGAUAAAUGUGAAAUA